This is a messenger RNA of Cydia fagiglandana, 5421 nucleotides long. It is a transcript of the gene foxo, whose product is annotated as forkhead box protein O. The coding region runs from base 930 to 2477 and encodes 515 amino acids. Gene Ontology annotation, molecular function: DNA-binding transcription factor activity, RNA polymerase II-specific; RNA polymerase II cis-regulatory region sequence-specific DNA binding. The transcript is spliced from 9 exons. NCBI's taxonomy places the organism in Eukaryota, Metazoa, Arthropoda, Insecta, Lepidoptera, Tortricidae. Gene Ontology annotation, biological process: regulation of transcription by RNA polymerase II. Gene Ontology annotation, cellular component: nucleus. The record is from RefSeq and is a predicted model, not a curated record.
UGACGUCGGCGCUCGCAUGCCGCGCCGCCUGCACUGUACUCCGAUAACUGUGGAAAGAAUUCGGACUAUAAAUUAAUGAGCGAAGGCGAGCCGAGUGGCGGCGAGCGCGGCCGAGCGCGGUCAUACGACGCCACUUCAAGAUCCCCCGUCCCGCGUCGCGAGCGGAAUUCGCACGAGCGCCGCGCCUCCGCGCCCGGCUCCGCGCUCCGCCGAGCGCCGUCAGCCGUCAGACGGUUCAGUGUACGUGCGACCGCUCGCGGCCGAGGACGACCGCCGCGCCACGCGCUAUACUCUGCUUAUUACGCAGUAGCGACCAUCGCCGACCGCGUGGACACUUCCGAACAACUUUUGAUGCGAGUUUAUGGAAACCCACAACUGUGCAAAGUGCUAAUCGAACCCUCAGUGAACUCUUGACAGUGCGAAAAAGUUAUAAAGUGCUCGAACUCGGAAGGACGCCUGAAUUUGCGCAGUGGCCAAAUAUUGGGACCGGUGACGAUCGUAGGCGACACGAAACGCGGUGUUACGGGCCACGUUACAAGGUUAUCGCGCCUCUAGCCCGCCAGUGAUGAAUUGGAAAAUCGGCGUAUAGCUCACGUGGUUCGCGCCCCGCCCCCGCCGCGCUCCGCGCUUAUAUUUAGCGAAAAUCACCUCUCGGGAACGGCCCGACGGCCGACGCUCUGCGUACGGCGCUGUUUAUGAACGUUACCGAGAUACCACAUGUUAUUGGCUUCGAAUAACAGAGCCGAUAACGAGAAGACAGAUAACCUCCCGGUGGAGCUCGGGUCCGACGACGUUCUGGAAAUAGAAAAAAAAAUCAGAAACGAGAGCGCACUGUGAUGCUAACGGCCAAAGUCGGCACGCACCGCUGAGCGUGCGGAUCGUCACAGCUACCGAAAAAUUCCACUGAGCCGCUGUGUAGAGAGGCGGAGAUGUCUCUGCAGGCGGGCGGGAGCUACACCAACCUGUGGUCGUCGCAGACGGCGUUGCAGGAGCUGGAGGGGGGCAUGGCAGAGCUAGAGCCGCUGGGGGAGCUGGCCGAGGUGGGCUUCGAGCCCCAGCCGCGCGCGCGCUCCAACACGUGGCCGCUGCCGCGUCCCGACAACUUCGUCGACCCCGAGGACGCCGGCUCCAAGAAGAACUCCAACACUAAUCUUUCCGGUGCCCCUCCCCUUCCCACAGCAGUGGGCAAGAAGAACUCGUCCCGACGCAAUGCCUGGGGCAACCUCUCUUACGCUGAUCUCAUCACCCAGGCCAUCACCUCGGCGCAGGACAACCGACUCACGUUGUCGCAGAUCUACGAGUGGAUGGUCCAGAACGUGCCAUAUUUUAAGGAUAAGGGCGAUAGCAAUUCCUCAGCUGGAUGGAAGAAUUCGAUCCGGCAUAACCUGUCGCUGCACAACCGGUUCAUGCGGGUGCAGAACGAGGGCACGGGCAAGUCGUCCUGGUGGAUGAUCAACCCGGACGCCAAGCCCGGCAAGUCUGUGCGGAGACGGGCGGCUUCUAUGGAGACGUCGAAAUUUGAGAAGAGAAGAGGGAGGGUCAAGAAGAAGGCGGAAGCGUUAAGAAAUGGCGCCACAGCCGACGCGACUCCCAGCCCCAGCAGCUCCGUCUCUGAAAGUCUCGACAUGUUCCCAGAAUCACCCAUGCACAGCAGCAAUUUCCAGCUGUCGCCAGCGAACGCGGAGACGUUCCGACAACGCGCGUCGUCCAACGCGUCGUCCGUCGGCCGCCUGUCGCCGAUUCCGUCGCUCAUCGCCCAGGAGCCGGACUGGGUGGAUUACGCGGCGAAUACCGACUACGGGACGGACUACGCGAACACGGAUUUCCAAGAGUACGCCCCGGCGGCCGAGCUGGCGGGCUCGCUGGCUGACUCGAUGAAGUUGCAGGGAGCCGAUCCAUUCCUAAACACGUACGUGCCAACGACGUCAUCAUCAUCGACCGGCUACCGCUACUCGUACUCGUGCCCGCAGCACCUGCACGGCGGCUGCGCGUGCGCAUCCAUGUUCAGCCACCCCGCGCACCCCGCGCACCCCACGCAUCCACACGCGCUGGACCACUUCGUCAGGCCACCGCCACCGGCUGACCCCGCUGAUAUUAUGCAUACAGAAAACAGCCAAACGCAGAUGGUAACGACGUCGGACGCGGCGUUGAUGAACGGUGGCAUGAUGGUGCAGACAGCCAUGCCCACCACCGUCAUGGGGCAGAUCAUGGGCGCGCUCAACACGGGCCUGGUCGAAGACCUCAACCUCAACAUCGAGUCGCUGGAGCACAGCUUUGACUGCGAUGUUAAUGAGGUGAUAAAACACGAGCUCAGCAUGGACGGCUCGUUGGACUUCAACUUCCCGCAGCAGCAGCAAGCGAUGGCCGCGGAGGCCGACAGCCAGUUCGCGGCGCCCGCGCCGCCCGUGCCCACCACGCUCUCCGGCGGCGGCGCGCCCCGCACGCCCUACUCCGCGACCCCCUCCUGGGUCCACUAAAAACCCCAAAAACGACUACACGGACAGUUACCUACUUAUUGACUACCAGAGGUUGUUAUCUGAGUUAAUUUUCCUAUUAAGUUCAGUUUUUGUUACUUCGGCAUUAAAGUCAAGAUUUUUUGUUCUAUUGUCAUGUUAACUAAUGUUAGAAUUUUAUUGUUUAGUGUAAUAAGUGGACCGUUACCGCUCGUUGUUGAAGUGUCAAUUGUAUUAGUGGUAGUAGGCUUUAGUGUUAAGCUAGGUGGAAGCUUGUGAUAUAGAUAGGGUAUUGUAAUCCGGGUAGUCGCUUGGACCAGGAGGGGACGCAGGUUCGAUCCUGUAUCGCGGACACCGACACCAAACAGAGGUAGUUGCAACGCUUUUAGGAUUGGAAUACUUCUGCAGCGGUCAAUUAAAGUGACGAGCUUUGUGUCAGCAUUUCCAAAUUCAAUGUUCAUCACAAAUGAACCGCGCAUCAGGAGACCUACUCUAGAGACUGAAACCAGUGUUCUUAAACAAAACCUGUUAGUGACAAAAACAAUCUGAAGGUGCGACAUAAUGUUAAAUUUCGAGUGAUAUUUUGGACGAAGUUAGUUAAGAAUUUUCGACCUCGCGUAGCGUGUAGUGGACAAUCAGACCAAUCCGAACGUGCACUGACAUGACAUAAAACCGAUAUUAGAACCGUCUCACUCGUCGACUAAAUCCUGUAUAUGAACGCGCUAAUGACGGCUAACUGAUACGAUUACAAUAUCAUUCUAAUAUCGGUUUGAUGUCAGUGCACAUUCGAAUUGACCUGUAUAUGCCGAGUUGAUUUCUCAUCGUUAUAGUAACGUCGCCUCACUGUCCCCUCCUAACACCUAAAUUAUGGUCUAUUGAUAUAUUCAAGUACCUCUGAAGAACGGGUAAGUGUGUCUGAAUUUAUUUCGGAUGUAGAAAAUGUCUUUUGCGACAAUGCCGUUUACCUAAGUACUUAUGUCGCGAUGUCUGUCCGUAACCAUAGCUGUAACUCAGUCUUAUAAAUAGGAUUAUUGGUUUAACAUUAUAUGCCUGUAAAUUUUGGUUGCAUGUCGAAUAAAAUAUUGCCUCAAAAUUAAGAUGCUGAUAUUUUUGCAUCUGUGAUGAUUUGUUUUGUGGGCCAAAAUUUGUAGAUGUAGGUAUAGAACCAAUAUUAAAGAUAUAUAUUACUGAUUGAUUCCAUAAUUAAAUCUGCAUGAUUCUUUGUAAUAAAUUCUCCUUUACAAUAUUGUACAACUAUUAAAUUCUAGUGUAAAGCGUACCAAUGUAUAUUGUGUAUACAUAAAUGUUUUCUGCAAGAAGUGGCACCAAUUAGAUUGUAAUUAUUUGUAAUACGCCAUAUUAUUUGUGUUAUUUAUUAUUUACUAAGAAGCUGUACCUCUGAGCCAUAACGUACCUACCAAAAAUAUUUACAAAUAUUGCUCAACAUACUUGACGCCAAAUAUAGACCGAAAUCUAUUAUUACGAUUACAAUAAAUAGUUUUUUCAGUGAGUUUCCGCAGGCAUUAUGGUUAUAAGUACUUCUAUUGCAUUUUUAUAUAGACAUGCACAAAUUUUAUUGGUACGGUGGUAUGAGAUAAUUAUUGCUCCGAUAAUUGUGCCUAUUGACAUGAAAUGUUAGGGAUUUAACAAAGUUUAAUAGCAUCGCGUUUAAGAAAUAAAACAAAUCAUAAAACAAAGUGCUCACAGAAACGUUGACGCACAAACCAAACCCGUUUUAGUCAGAUCUCUAGUCCCAGAUAUUAAUUUCGUCAUCUAAGUACAGGAUUUACUCAUUAUUUUAGCUAUAUCGAGUGUUAGCAUAUAAUCUCUACAAAAACAAAAAAGUUCAUUCUGCGAAUUACCUCAAUGGACUAUUUGUGAUAGAUGUAGCCAAUAAGUGUUCAAUUUAGUAUGUGUAUCAAGUAAGGUCAAUUCUUGUACUUUGGCGUCCAUUUUUAUGUAUAUUUUAAAACAAGUUCGUUUCACUUCGCCCAUUUAUCAAUUCGGUUAUGCAAGUUAUUUUAUUUUUACAUUAUAAUUACAUAUAUUCACUGCUUCUAUACUUAACUAUGUAUAUUUGCAGCUGAUAUUGGUGCUAUAUAUACCUUGUUCGUUUGUGUCUAAAACUUCGUUAUUUUCGGGUUGCUUUUAGAAAUAUAAUGUACAAAAAGAGCUCGCAUUUGAAUCACCGGGAGGUGAACAAUUCUAUAUUAUUUCUAUCUUGUAGUUAUGGAUUAGUUAUAUUAAUUGUGACUAAAAGUCAAUCAGUUACUAUGAGUGGUUUGCGGAUGUUCGACAUCGAUUUUAACGUAGGUGUUGGGAAUUAGUAAUCUGCCAAAUAUAAAAUACGUAAUCUUGAGCCAUUUAGAAAAAUCCUAAUGUGUAUAGAUGACGUACCUAAAUUUUAGGCAUUAAUUGAUAAUUCGCGUUUACACUAAUGCCGAGCGAAUACGAGUUUUGAAUACAAAAAAGUCGCUAACAUUUUGCUCGGCGGGAGUGUAAAGCAGCAUUAGACGAAUGAUGACUCUUUGGAGGUCUCUCAUGAUUUAGUUAAGGAUGUUAGUUAAUAUAUCUCCUGGUUGUUGAAGCAUAUAAUGUAUGAAUUACCGCAACGAGACGGGGUAUGUCAAUCCAGAUGGUCAAUUAUUUAAGACCGAAAUAAAAGUCUGUUCCGUUAAGGCAUAGCGUUAAUGUGAAAUUAUGAACUCCAUUUAGGUUAAACUGAUGUAUUUUUAGUCAGAGUUUAGUAUAAAAUAUAGUGUAUUUGCAUUAUUUUUAAAAUGGCUUGAGUGUAUUUUGGCCUAGUAUGCAUAAACUUUGACUAAAGACAUUGAUGUAAUGUUAGUAAGAUCAUUUUUGUUCAGAUAGUACCUAUCAACUGCGUGCAUGUUCUAAAUACAUACAAAUGGAAUUAUAGAACCGAAAUAUACUUACUAAAAAGGCAAAUUUACUAAACGUGGUGUUACAU